Molecule: messenger RNA, 2720 nt
Organism: Rhagoletis pomonella (apple maggot)
Lineage: Eukaryota; Metazoa; Arthropoda; Insecta; Diptera; Tephritidae
Product: toll-like receptor 7
Exons: 4
Coding region: 164-2695 (843 amino acids)
Molecular function (GO): protein binding
Source: RefSeq, a predicted model, not a curated record
GGUUUUAAACAAACAAACAAACAAACAAAAAAAACAAAUACAAAUAUAAAUACAUCUGAUUAAAUAUUCCACGCCUAAGUGACGAAAGUGUGGCAAACGCAAUUGAAAUCGUCUUGAACUUUAUCCUUCAUUGAAGCGUAUUACGAAAACACGCAGCCGCAAAAUGGCAUCCUUUGUCUAUGCUGUUUGGAGUAUAACCAAUGUCGCUUCGGUGCAUUGUGCCGUGCGUCCAGAGCUGUCGCCCUGUACCUGUGAACCCAUCUAUGCUGACAACUAUGUGGAGCUGUCGUGCGAGAAGGUGGACUCGUUCCAUCAGAUCGUCGAUGCUUUGUCGAAUAAAUUUGAUCCGGACGUGAAUAUAAGCUUAAAAAUAUCACAUUCACAGUUAGAGGACUUGGAAAUGCGUUCGUUUAUGGAUAUGAAAUUGAAAUUGGUGAAGCUACGAAUGCAAUGGAAUUCUUUGAGAUCGGUGCCUGAAUUACCUUUUCGAGGGUUAUCAAAUGUGGAGUAUCUCAGUGUUGGCGACAAUGAACUCGAAGAAAUCCCAAAGCACAUGUUGAAUCAUAUGCCAAUUGUGAAAACAUUCGAUAUGGGACGUUGUCGCAUACGUUCCGUGCUGCAGGAUGACCUCAAAGGCAUACAAAUGGUUGUGAAUCUCUUCUUGCCCAGCAAUAAUAUAAAACGUUUGGAUAAGGGCGCAUUUCCGACCAGUUUAUUUACCUUGCAUCUGGGACGCAAUCAAAUCGAAAAUCUCAAUGGCACACUUCGACAUCUGGACAAAUUGGAAUCCUUAUUCAUUAAUAUGAAUAGAAUCAGCAGUUUGGAUAAUGAGCUACCCGAAUCGAAUCGCUUGAAAUUGAUUAUGGCACAAAAUAAUCGCUUAGAUCGCCUGCCGGAGAGUAUGCGCUACAUGCACAAGCUGGAGAAUUUGCAUGUGCAACACAAUUGCAUACGCACCUUUGAUGCUAUCUUCAAGCAUGCGAAGAACUUGAACGAAUUUCAUGCCUUCAACAAUGAGAUCGAGUAUCUGCGUCAGGAUGAUUUUCUGGAAUGUGAAAUGCUGGAGGAUAUCGACUUUUCGGUUAAUCAUAUCAAGUCUUUGAAUAAUUCCCUUUUGCCGCUGAGUCGUUUGUAUCGUGCCAAUAUUUCAUAUAAUGAAAUCGAAGAAUUCUCAAUGAACGAGAUUCGUGGUUUGGUGAUGCUGCGUCAUUUAAUGUUGAAUAACAAUAAAAUCAAACGUCUCACCGGUCAUCAGGAGAACAAUAUCGAUCAGAACUCAUACUUGUUCGAGCUUAAUUUGGAUCACAACGAACUGAAAACCUUGGAUGGUGCUUUGAUGGGCUUGAACAGCUUACGUAUAUUGAGUUUGUCCUUCAAUCAACUGGAGCGCAUUCUACCGGAGGAUUUUAUCGGUUUGGCGAAGUUGGAGAUUUUAGAUUUGUCGCACAAUCAACUAUUGACACUGAAGGAAAUGGAGAGGACAUUCCUUCCAAAUCUGAAAAUUUUAAAGGCAGCCUACAAUAAUAUUACAAGAUUGGAAAAGGAUUUCCAUGGCUUACCCGUACUGUGUCAAGCCAACCUUACGAGCAACCAAAUAUCAUCGAUUUCUUCCGAAUUAGUUUCGCAAACGAGGUGCAUGAAUCACAAUGUUCCUGGCAAAUUGGAAUUGUAUUUAGAUGACAAUCCAAUACUCUGUGACAAUCGCCUCAACGAACUAUGCCCCAUUAUGCUGAAGCAAGAGACGCGCAUACGUGGCAAAUCACAGUGUUUCGAGAGCGACCAAGAGGUUUGCACCGUUUUGCCAAUGUUGUUUGUCAAUAACUAUCCAUUGAUUAUACCCACGCAAUUGAGCCAACAAGUAUUGGCCAAUGCGAAACCCGUCGUCAUAGUACCGCUACUCAAUCAGCCAUUGAAUAAUGCAGAUGACGUGUUGCCACCUUUGAUUGCGCCGCUAGGUAAACCGAUUUUAAAGCCAAUAAUAAUUGCGCCAUUAUCAGCAAUCACUCCAACCACAAGUUCCACUACGACGACCACCACAACAACUACUACACCCGAACCUAUAGCCAAUGAGAAGGACGAAACUUUGGAAGCACCGACAAAGCCAACAGCGCCAAUUUUGGAAACUAAUGAAACAGGCGAUGCUGAGCAUAUUCAUGUUGCGGGUAAACCAAACAUGGCUGAAGGAUAUGCAGUGACAACAACCACCAUAACUUCCGCACCGAACACAGCCAAAGAGUCACCGAAUAUGAUUGAUUUGAAUAAUAAUACAAUGGAAACAACAUUUGAUGGCAAAAUUGAUGCAACAGUUGGCGAAAAGGUGCCCACAGCAGAGGCCGAUAUUUUCAAGGAGACAGAAGAGCAACCACUACAACCGCCGCAGGUUCUUUCUGAGUUAACUAAGAUCGUGGCUCCUCCAGUUGCGGUAGUGCCAUCAUCGGCUGUUGCUGUCGAAGAGGUUGCUGAAGUAGCUAUACCGAAGACAGUAUCAAUGGCGCCACCAACUGAGUACGCCACUGUCGAAUAUAUUCCAAAUUUGGAUGAAUUCCUACCGGGAAAUCGUCAGCCGCCGAACGUACUCGAAGAAGAUUCGAAUUCGAAUUCGGUGCAUGAAGAAUUUCCGUCGGUCGUUUUGGCCGAUCUCGAUAAUGCACCGCAAAGUCUACUAACACCAGAUGAGCCACCCGAAAAUCCUUAAAUUUGUAAGAAGCACAAAAACAAAA